This is a messenger RNA of Coccidioides posadasii C735 delta SOWgp, 900 nucleotides long. RefSeq lists its product as uncharacterized. The record is from RefSeq and is a predicted model, not a curated record. Gene Ontology annotation, cellular component: mitochondrion. Gene Ontology annotation, molecular function: flavin adenine dinucleotide binding; flavin-dependent sulfhydryl oxidase activity. NCBI's taxonomy places the organism in Eukaryota, Fungi, Ascomycota, Eurotiomycetes, Onygenales, Onygenaceae.
GGCCACCUGGGCAAGUCCUUACCGAGCGUUGAUGUAUCAGACCGAAUGUUGGAGGGGAAUAUAGUCAUGCCCCAAUUGGGCAAUGCGACUGCUAAAGCCGAACUUGGACGCGCAUCUUGGAGAUUGUUGCAUACAAUGAUGGCUAGGUUUCCAGAAAGUCCGUCGAAAGAGGAGCAGGAUGCGUUGCGAUCAUAUAUCUAUCUAUUUGCGAGGUUAUAUCCAUGUGGUGAAUGCGCCGAACAUUUUCAGCAACACUUGAAAAAGUUCCCCCCUCAGGUAUCCUCUCGCAAUGCUGCUGCCGGAUGGGCGUGCCAUGUCCACAAUGAAGUCAACAAGAUGUUGAAGAAAGACGAGUUUGAUUGCACAAAGUUGGGAGAUUUUUACGACUGUGGCUGUAGCGACAAGCAUGAAGAUGAAGGGAAGCCGAAGCAGAAAGGAGAAAUACCAGCAGGUAGAUUGAAUCAAUUGACGAACCUUGGACGGGAGUUUAACACUGACGCGCUGCUGCCAGUUGAAAUCAGUGCUGAGCCGCAAACAAAUGGAUAAAUGAAUCCUUUUGUCCUUUUUUUCUUGUACUUUUAACGAGAUGUAUCACCAUUACGGCAUCCGUAAUUUAGGGUUGGGCAGGACAUUUGAAACCAGGCUACGCAAGGAGCUGGAACCGUUUUGUCUUAAAUACGGGCGGGAAGAGUUGUAUUCGGAUCGUUGCUCUAAUUUAAGAGACUGGAAUGAGCGUGAGGAAAUGGCAUUAUGUGGUCAGGUUGUUGGAUAUAGUCGACAUGGCCACUGAUCCCAAUAUCCGGUUCACAUCUGGCAGACACUACUGCAACAUGAUUAGUAUCAGGAAUGCCACUCCCAAGAACGGUGUUUUUCGGGAACCGAAUGUCAAGGAAACGAUAA